Molecule: messenger RNA, 7142 nt
Organism: Salvelinus fontinalis (brook trout)
Lineage: Eukaryota; Metazoa; Chordata; Actinopteri; Salmoniformes; Salmonidae
Product: BCL-6 corepressor-like
Biological process (GO): negative regulation of transcription by RNA polymerase II
Cellular component (GO): nucleus
Molecular function (GO): transcription corepressor activity; protein binding
Source: RefSeq, a predicted model, not a curated record
GCCUUCUGGGUAGUCUGAGAUUGGGAGAGUUUCUCGCAGUACAACACUCCACUCAUUCCGCGCCGCGCACCCCGUUUGGCGUCCUCAGCAACUCCGCAAACGAAGCUACCAAGAGCUUUAUGAUGAACAACGACGGAAAGUUAAACAAUUCCGACCUUUCUCACAAUUUCGCUGGAUAUAAAUAGUAUUUUUGGAAUAGAUCGGGAAUGACGAGAGUGGAAGUAAGAGCGUUGAAACGGCGUGCUCAAAUAGAACCCAACAUGGCGCUGCCUACGACCGAGCUGAAUUAAUUUCUGGAGUCCGCGGACCUCGCCACCUGUAUGCUUGCGCUCUGCUAAACGGUACGUUACCACGCCUCUGGGUCGUUCUGUAAAGAAUGAUUGAAAAUCUUUCUAGGGAUUUGUCACACGAAGUCGAUUUUUGCCGACAUUUUCUCUCUUUAAAAAAGUAUUUUGAAAAUAACACAUCGAGUAACAUUUGGUAAAAUUGACUGACAAGGAAAUACACAGUAAGAAACACUUCUGAAUGUUUAUAUCCAACGACUUGAAUAUUCACGGGCCCGGGAAGGGAUGGAUGUCUAUGUUUUUAUAAAGGAAUCCUAACCUGAAUGCACGGAUCUUUGCUCAGAGCCGUGAACAACUUGGGGGGGAAAAAACUGGAAAAAGGCGUCAAGUUGACAGCAGACGAUUGGAAUUAGCGGCUAACUGCCAGGAGAUGACCUGUUAGUGAUGCGGGGACCCAGAGAAAUCUGGAUUUAAGUGAAGGGAACCACAUCACACAAAGCAUGGUGGAUGCCAGGUUAACCCCCCUGGCCGCCAUGGGUCUGGACCGCAAUGCUCUUAUGCGGGAUGGCCUCCGCCUGCACGGCGGCGUGAUCUACCCAGGGAUCCAAGCGCUGUCGGCUGAGAAGCCCCGCGAAGUGACCAAUACCCUUCCCCUGAGCUACGGCCGGGACGGCCUCCCGGACCUCCUCUAUAAGCCUGAUGUCUCCAUGGACAGGAGCAAGCUUAGUAACGGCUACAUGGGCCUGUACAAGAGCCCUCCACCAGGCCUCCAAAGGGGGCCAGAGGGCCUAGACAGGAUAGGCGUGGGGCCUGGGGGGCAGAAGCCCUCAGAGCUGGGCCUGGGGGGUGCUGGUACAGGAGCAGGCGGGUACCUACGUCUGCCCUGGGGGCUGAGCCCGGGGCUGUACCCUGAAGCGGGCCUCUACCCCUUCAUGGACACGUCAAAGUACGCCGCCCUCAGCAUGUACAAGGCUCAGUUCCUCAGUCAGCCCAGCCCCUACCUGCCCCAGCACCUGGCCUACCAGUCCCUCUGUGCCUCCCAGGGGGGGAACAUGAACCCUGCUGCUGCCUCGGCCACCGAGAGGCUCUACUUCAUGCCCCCCUACCCCCCGUCCCCCAUCUCCUCCCCCCUGGUGGGGUCUCCCAUGAGGAUCCCAGUGGUGUCUGUGGCCUCCACGUCCAUGGUACAUUGUCAGGAGAAGGGGCUGAGUGUCGGGUCUCGCAUCCACCACGAGGGCUCUCCGUUUGUGCAGCAGCUUCACCAGCCUCCCCCUCCACCCCAGCACCUUCAGCCCCCCCACACAGACCGAGACAGACCCCCCAGCAGGAGCAGUAAGCCCACUAGACCCACCUCAAACAAAGGAGCCAGCAACAGCAGUGGUAGUAUUAGUGGUGGUGGUGUUAAUAAUAGCCUUCCCAUUGAUUCCUCCCCUCGUGCCUCUACUCGCCUCCCCCAGCCUGCUCCUCCCCUGCCUCCCACUCUCAGCGACAGCACCUUAGACCUACAGGGGCCAGUCCCUCGAAUAGGGCCACCAUCUUCCUCCUCUUCCCAGUCGAUGCCUCACCCAUUCUAUGUGAGCAGCAUUGCUCAAGAGCACCCCUCCCCCGCCCGGCCCAGCCCCCACAAACACACACCCAGGGAUGGGGCGUCAGAGCACAGGGCUGGGGGGUGUGAAAGGAAACCCAAUCAGUCCCCUUCUAAACCGUCCUCUGAGCGGAAAACCCCACCAAACAAGACUACCAAAGACCCAGCAGACCCAAAGCCUCUGGAUCUCUCUGGAAGGCUGCUGGAGUUUGACCUGCCUCCCAACAGCUUCCCCAUCAAGAUGGAAGCUCUGGGGUCUUUGGGGCCUCGGUACGGACAUCCCCCAAGCCGGGAGCUCCCGAAGAAGACCCUCUCACCCUCCUCCCACCCCUCCCACUCAGUGGUCAGCAGCACUUUCUCCAAGGCCCCAGACAGGCCAGAGAUGAUCAGCACUUUGCACUCCUCCUGGGUGGUGCCCACCUCUACACCCAUCUCCACCAUUGGGUCCACCCAAACACACCCCCACCCCCCAGCCCUAUCCCCCAGGCCCAGCCCAGCCCCCCAAGGGAAACGCUCAUCUCCUUCAGUCAUCAAACACAAGGUUAUAGAGAGAGUCCUGCCCCAGUCCCAGCAAAACAGCCCAUCCUGCCUCAGGGUUGGAGAGCCACAUACUACCCCAAUACCUUCCAAUCACAAGCCUGCCUCCACGAUGCCCCCAUCCUCCAAACCCAAUGGUGAUUGGCCCAAUCACAGCCCCAGCCAAUCAGAAGGUUCCCCCAUGGUCGGCCAUCAUAGGAGCUCCACAGAGAAGCCUCUUAAAGCCCCCAAGAGGGCUGAGACGUCCCAGGAGGUGUCUCCCUAUACUAAACGUCCCUGUCUGGAGAAUACCAACGGGCACCCGCCCAGCCACCUUUACCUAGCUCACAGCAUGGCCUACGCCAACCGAUACCUGCACUACUCUGUACCCGACAGCAUGGCCCUCCAUUCUCUCCCUCUGCCAGGGAAGGGCCCAGCCUAUCCUCACCCCGUCCUGCUGGGCAGUAGCAGCCUGUAUCCCUCCCACCUGGCAGCCAAACAGCCCUUACCCUAUCACAGCCAUGCUGGGGAGUACCUCACCUUCAACUCCCAGGAGAUGACCCACCCUCUGAUGCAUGCACAUCCAGACUCCAAAGCCCUGGAGCAGGCAGAUCAGGGGCCCAAGUGCCGGGGCCAUGGUCAGGACAAACCUAGGGGUCUCACAGAGGAUUGUGGUGGGUCCCGCAGGGGUCGAAGUGGUGUGGAAACAGGAGAGGGGUUCCACGUGAAGCCCAAAAGAGAGGACGGGGAGCAGGGAGGGAGCCAGCCCAGACCCACUUCCUCCUCCAGCCUCAGUACCCCCUCCAAAGACCGUAUCGUCUGCAUUGACCUCGUCCACUCCGACACAGAUGGAGAAUCCACUCUGACCACCAACAAGCCGCAAGUCUCUGUCACCAUUCCCAUCGCCAGGGGCAACCAACACAAGUGUUGCCAUGGCAAUGAAAACAUUAGGGAAGUGGAACGGGAGCCAAAACACCAACUGCAUUACCACCACCCCCACCAUAUUCAUCACUACCCCAGCCCAAGCUCCACCAUGACAACUAUCCACACAGACAGACAACCAGAGACCCUCUGUGUGAGACCCAAGCCCCUCCAGGAGACGUGCUGUCCAAGUGUGGCCUCUAGCCCACCUCAGGGCUCCCCAAAGCUGGUUAAUUGGGCAGAGGAGAGUCCUGUGGACCAGAGCCCUUCCUCAGACCCAGGGGAACAGGACCAGAGCCCUUCCUCAGACCCAGGGGAACAGGACCAGAGCACCCUGCGCUGUGCCCGAACGUCUGGUGACCGCAAGUCUGGCGACCGCACGCCUGGUGAACGCACGUCUGGAGUCCGCACAACUGGGGAUUGUGACCGCAAGUCUGGCGACCACUUGUCUAGAGAUGGCACGUUUUCUUGCGACUUCACGUCUGGAGAGGAGAGAGAAGAGAUGGACAGACAAACCUCCUCCCACCCCAUCCAUCGCUACAUGGACCUGGGGAAGGAGAGGGACAGUGAAAGAGAGAGCGUUGGAGACACAGAGGAGUCACAUGGAGAAGGGGAUGAGGACGAAGAGGGUGGGCGAAGAGGCUCACGGAGGACCAGCCUGACCAAGAGGAUCGCUAGCUCCUCGGGCUAUGUGGGCGACCGCAUCAAAUGUGUCACGACCGAGCUGUACGCAGACUCUAGCAAGCUGAGCCGGGAACAGCGCGCCCUGCAGAUGGAAGUCAUAUCACGAGAGGGGGAUAAUAUAAGUCGACCUGCAGCUAUCUGGGAGCGGGCGAUGAUGCGGUUCUCGGAGCUGGAGCUGAAAGAGAAGGAGUGCGGGGGUGUGUGUGUGUCUGUGUCGGCAGCGGUAGCAGAACGGGAGUUGGCAGACGGCCAGCGGAGAGAGAGAGAGUGGGAACACUGCCAACACACCGCCAGGCAGGGAGAGAGGGAGGGUGGAAGAAAAGUCUAUGGGAACAACAGAGUCCCAGUCCUCCAGAGGUGUGGUGGCCAAAGGGAGAGCCUGUCCCCAGGGCAGGAAGCCUGGGAGGGGGCUAGAGAUGGUGACAGAGUGGGAGAGGGUGGACGACGUUCACCUCCCAUCCUGGCACUCUUCAGAUGUCUGUGUGCUGCCUACGGCUCCUACUAGUAAUGAUGAUGAUGAUGAUGAAGAGGUCAGGAAGCUUAAGGUGUGUAUUGAGCUGAAGGGGCUCUGCCUCCGCAAGCCCACCGCCUCCUCCCCCGAGAGACUAGAGGUCAAAGAGGAGAGGGCAUGGUCAUCACAUCACAGCCCUUCCUCACUGCCCCGGACACUCCCCCUAACCCGUGCCCAAGCCCCGCCCCCGCGGGACAGGAAGUUCAAGGUUGACCCGGAAGUGAAACCUCUGCCACAGAAACCAGAGAUCACGAAGAGCUGGGCCAGAGAGAUGCUGGCUAACGGAGACGCUAAACGCGUUGGAUUACUCCCUUUGACCCAGCAGAGGGACAGAUCAGCCCCCCAGGGGCCCUUGAUGGGACCAGGCUGUGACCGGGGAUCCAAGGAGCCCAGGAGAGGGGUGGGGGUGAAGACUGUGGGUCAGUUCCCCCUCCCCGAGCCCCCCACCGGAGACACCACCUCGCUCAAGCCACGUCGUCAUGGUGACAUGGACAAACCCAAAGGCAAGCGGCCGUGCAAGACCAAACACACCAGCCAGAGGGAGAGAGAGAGGGAGCUGCUGAAUGGAAAUAGCAACCAGCACGGCAGCACUGAUCUGGGAGCAGCUCUGGUGGACAAGGUCAGUGAGCAGUGUGCUCGGAGGAAAAGACCCUCUUCUCCCCUCCAUUACAUCUGCUCUCCGGUCAAGCCCUGUUCCCCCGCAACGCGGCCCCUCCCCCUACCCCCCCAGGUGAAUGGCAGUGGGACUGUCCCACCGGAGAAAGCAGGGGUAAGGAGGGCACCCCCUGCUGAGCCUCCUGUGGUGCGGCCCAUCCCCCCUGAGGCACGGAGACUAAUCGUCAACAAGAAUGCUGGAGAGACGUUGUUACAGAGAGCGGCACGGCUCGGAUACGAGGAGGUGGUUCUGUACUGCCUGGAGAACUGUGUGUGUGAGGUGAACCACAGGGACUAUGCAGGCUACUGUGCCCUCCACGAGGCCUGCGCCCGCGGCUGGCUUUCUAUAGUCAUACACCUGCUGGAGCACGGGGCUGACAUCAACUGCAGCGCACAGGACGGCACUAGGCCUCUGCAUGACGCGGUGGAAAAUGACCAUCUGGACGUAGUGCGGGUGUUGCUGUCCUACGGGGCUGACCCUACCCUGGCCACCUACUCCGGCCGCGGUCUGCUCAAGAUGACCCACAGCAACAGCAUGGAGCGAUUCCUCACUGAUUAUUUUGCUGACCUGCAGGGCCACUCUGAUGACGACCCAGAGAUCCACUGGGAAUUCUACGGCAGUGCUGUUUGUGAGUCCUUAGAGGAGGGCAGUGUGUGUAACAUGCUGGCGGAUCCCCCAGGGCCAGAGGAAGAUGACGAGGACAGGAGGGAGCUCUUUGAGUUUGAGUUCUCCAACCAACCCCUCCUCCCCUGCUACAACAUCCAGGUGUCCUUGUCGCAGGGGUCCAGGAACUGGCUUCUCCUCUCAGAUGUUCUCCGGAAGCUGCGGAUGUCGGCCCGUUCCUUCCGCUCCUCCUUCCCCCACAUGAAGGUGGUGACGAUGGCCGAGGCAGAGUUUUACCGCCAGGCCUCCCUCUCCCAGCUCUUCUCCUGCCCAGACGAGCUGGAGGGCUUCCAGCCAGACAGCAAGGAGCUGCUGGACCUGGUGGAGGGGAGUGCUGAGCUGGCUGCUCUGCUGGGAUCCACCCUGGAGUGCCUGGAUGACCGCUGGGACGAACCCCUGGAGGCUAACGUUAAUGCUAAGGCUAAUGUCAAUGGGAACAUUAGGGCUAAUGCUAACGCUAAGACUAACGCUAAGACUAAAGUUAACGCUAAUUUUAAAGCUAAGGCUAACGCUAACAGGAGGUUGUUAUCCCUGACCCUGAACUUUGACUCUGAUUUCUGAAUCCCUACUCUACAGUGGGGGUCUACGAUAGGUGAAUGAGUAAGACCCCUGCCCUGAGAUCUGAGAUUAACUCCUGCGCUGGACCAGUGGACUGUAUGGACGAACGGACAGACAGAGCAGCAGAGACCUGAAUGUGUAUGUACAUCAAGCGAAGAUGAAGAGGCGACUGUAAAUUAACAAUUGUCUUAUUUUUUAUAAAUGUAUUAAUAUAAGUAUAAAUAUAUAAAUCUGGAAAUGUUAUCUUGAUUUCUCUCCUGCAAUUGUGUGAGCGAGAGUGUGGUUGUGUUAUCAUGAUUGGAAGGUUGUGUGUGUGUGUGUUAAACAGUAUAAUAUAUGUGUGUGUGUGUCAGUUUAUAUGCCAUAGUGUGUGUCUGAGCACUGAGGCAGCGCUUUGAAUGUCAAAUUUUUUGUUCAUAGGAAGCACAUGAUGAGGAUCAGUUGUAUAGUUUUUUGUUCUCCUCAGACAGAGUUAGCACUCAUCACCCUCAGGGGCUGUUUUGUACCUGUGUUCAAUCUGCUUCUCAUUUAGUCUCUAAUUUCACUUGCAAAACUGAAGAGAUGUGUUUUUGUAUACUAUUAAAGGUUUAAAGAUGAGAAGAUAUUCGCCCUUCGGUACAGAACUUGUAAAUAACAGGGUGGCUAUUGCAGUACAGUAACAGUUAUACUAUUUGUGUUUUUUUUGUAAUUAAAAUAUCUCAUUUGUAUUUAUAUUUUGCCAGCAAAAUUAUCAAAAAUAAAUCUUAACAUUUGCAAGAAAGUUUA